CCGAAACAAACGUAAACAUGGCCUUGCUGAGCAGACAGGGCUCCGUGUUGAGUCUAAUUCGGAAUUAUUUAAAUCUAACGUCUCCACAGUCUUAUCUUCUUCCAACAUGUACUCACGUUCAACAUAUGAAUUAUGCCAAACCAGCAAUGCCCAAGAUGAAAGGAAAAGGAAAGCUUGGUCCAGCUGUUGAGAAAGUGCGUCUUCCAGUAGAGACAGACCCAGUGAAGUUAGCAAACUUUGUCUGUGGAUCAGACCCAGUAAAGGAAAACCCACAAGACAUCCAGUUAAAGGAUGAUUCUGAAUACCCAGAUUGGCUGUGGACUCUGAGGACAGGUAAACCACCACCUCUGAGGGAAAUGGACCCCAACACGAAGCAGUACUGGAGGAGAUUACGAACCAUGGCCAUGAAAGAAAAGAAUCUGCUCAGAAAAACAGGAAAGCGAUAGAGGGAAUGCUGGAAUUACUUGAAAAGGCUGGAACUUUUAGCAACUGUUGUUCGAGUGAAAAUUUAAAUCUGUACAUAAUUUUUUUUGUUUUGAUUUUGUAUAAAGAAAUAAAUAGAUAAAAGAU
Molecule: messenger RNA, 570 nt
Organism: Penaeus chinensis
Lineage: Eukaryota; Metazoa; Arthropoda; Malacostraca; Decapoda; Penaeidae
Gene: mRpL54
Product: 39S ribosomal protein L54, mitochondrial-like
Exons: 4
Coding region: 18-446 (142 amino acids)
Cellular component (GO): mitochondrial large ribosomal subunit
Molecular function (GO): structural constituent of ribosome
Source: RefSeq, a predicted model, not a curated record